Molecule: messenger RNA, 3187 nt
Organism: Lotus japonicus
Lineage: Eukaryota; Viridiplantae; Streptophyta; Magnoliopsida; Fabales; Fabaceae
Product: B3 domain-containing protein Os07g0563300-like
Exons: 14
Coding region: 179-2830 (883 amino acids)
Molecular function (GO): zinc ion binding; DNA binding
Source: RefSeq, a predicted model, not a curated record
CAACACUUUCUCUCACUUCACUUCACUCUCUUCUAUUCACUCUUUCUCUCUCUAGAACCCCGUUCCCUCUUUCUCUCUCUAAAACCUGUUCCCUCUCUCUCUCUUCUCUUCUCUCUCGCGUAUGAUUAUUUCAGAUCAGGCCGCACCAACAACCAUUUGAAGCUGCUUCUAUCCAUCCAUGGCGGCUUCUCCUUCCUCUUCUUCUUCCAAGCUCUGCUUCAAUUCUCUCUGCAAGGAAUUCAAGUCUGAAAGACCUAAGAAAGCUUGGAGACUUCGUACCGGAGACCUAGCCGAGCUUUGUGAUCGAUGCGGCUCUGCUUUUGAAGAAGGGAGGUUCUGUGAGAUUUUUCACUCAAAUACUUCAGGUUGGAGGAAUUGUGAGACUUGUGGCAAGCGGAUUCAUUGUGGGUGUAUUGUUUCAAGUCAUGCCUACGUGUUGUUGGAUCCUGGAGGAAUUGAAUGCUUUGCAUGUGCCCGCAAAAGUAUUAUUUUGCCAUCUAACGUGCCAUGGCCCCAAUCAUUUCCCGUUCAUAAUCGUUUACCGGAGAGAUUUAGAGACCUGUCUGCCAAAAGUUGGAACCAAUUAGCUGGAUCAGGUCCUGUACCGUGGAAGCAAGCACCCAGUCUCUUCAAUUCAGCUUCUUCCUCUGACUUAGUUCCAGAAGUUCCCUCUGUAGUUGAUUUAUCAAAUAGCUUCGACAAGAUUUACGGCAAUGAAAGGUUACCUGCUCCGUCCUUAGAAAAGAAAAAUGAGGAUUUUCCUGGAAUAUCAGUUAAUUGGAAUGUCAAGCUCGGUCCACGGGAAAUGAUGCUUUUGAAUGGAAUGAGAAAUGAGGACAAAUCAAGUUCGUGUUUAAGCAUGUGCUCACAGCCUCCUUCUAUGAAGGAAGAUUCAUCUCCUCAACCAUUUGGUUUGUCUAUACCUUAUUCAUCCCCAAAUGAAAGAAAUGGUCAAAUUGGGGUAACUGGAAGUCAUCCACAACAAACUCCACCUCCUCCAGGAAAGCAAUUUAAUGGCUCUAUGCAUUUAUCGCUUGACUCAUCUGGUGAUGCUCAAGUUCGGAAUGGGCGGCCUCGAGCAGAUGCCCGGGGAAGAAAUCAGUUACUGCCACGGUACUGGCCCAGGUGCACUGAUCUGGAGCUGCAGCAAAUAUCUAUUGAUUCGAAUUCUAUAAUUACUCCCUUGUUUCAAAAAACGUUGAGUGCUAGUGAUGCUGGGCGAAUUGGGCGUUUAGUGCUACCCAAAAAGUGUGCUGAGACUUACUUCCCACCAAUUUCUCAGCCGGAAGGACUGCCGCUUAAGAUCCUUGAUGCAAAAGGCAAGGAAUGGAUAUUUCAGUUUCGCUUCUGGCCCAACAAUAACAGCAGAAUGUACGUUUUAGAGGGUGUCACUCCAUGCAUUCAGUCCAUGCAGUUACAAGCAGGUGACACAGUAACAUUUAGCCGGUUGGAGCCAGAAGGGAGGUUGGUUAUGGGAUUUAGAAAGGCUUCAAGUGCUAUGCCAUCUGAUCAGGAUAAUGACACUAAUAAGAAUGGAAAUGGAUUUUCUGCACAUGGUGAAGUUGAAUUGGCAGAUCCUAAUUCAUGGUCUAAAGUUGAUAAGUCAGGAUACAUAGCAAAAGAAGCACUGGGGAGCAAAUCUUUAAAAAAGAGAAAGACCAGCAUAUUGGGUUCAAAGAGUAAACGUCUAAAAAUUGAAAGUGAGGAUAUGAUAGAGCUGAAAAUUACAUGGCAAGAAGCUCAAGGCCUGCUCCGACCCCCUCCUAACCUUAUCCCAAGCAUUGUGGUGAUUGAAGGUUUUGAAUUUGAGGAAUAUGAGGAUGCUCCAGUGCUUGGAAAGCCAACAAUUUUCACCAACGAUAAUGAUGGUGAAAAGAUCCAGUGGGCUCAAUGUGAAGAUUGUAUGAAGUGGCGCAAAUUGCCAGCGAACGCUCUUCUUCCAUCAAAAUGGACAUGUUCUGAUAAUGCAUAUGAUAUAGCAAGAUCUUCUUGCUCAGCUCCUCAAGAACUGACAGCGGAACAGCUUGAAAAUUUGCUACCCUCUUGUAAUUCAGUAGUUUCCAAGAAGAUGAAGGCCACCAAGCUGGAUCCUGACAAUGCUGAAGCUUUGGAGGGACUUGACACACUUGCAAAUCUAGCUAUUUUGGGAGAGGGUGAGGCACUCCCAUCAUCCGGCCAGGCCACAACUAAACACCCGCGUCAUAGACCCGGCUGCUCUUGCAUUGUCUGCAUUCAGCCUCCCAGUGGAAAGGGCCCCAAGCAUAAGCAGACAUGCACGUGUAAUGUCUGCUUGACAGUGAAGCGUCGUUUUCGCACCCUCAUGCUACGGCGGGAGAAGAAACAAUCAGAAAAAGAAGCAGAGACAGCACGUAAAAAGCAGCAGCAGCAGCAACAUCCUCAGCCAUUACCGACGUCUGAAAUUUUGCUUUAUGAUGAUUCCUUACCUUGCAACACCGGUGAUAGUAGUAGCCCAAACCAGAACAAAGAGGGCAAUGAUGGUUCUGAUGACGAUCCUAACCGGAUAAAAUCAUCCGUUUCGCCAUUCAAAGGCCAGAUUGACCUCAAUAUCCAGCCCGAGCGAGAAGAGGAGUUAUCACCGGGUUCAGAUUCUGGUGGCAUGAUGAAGUUGCUCCAUGAUGCCAAUGAUAGGUAUCUCCCCAAGCAUCAGACUGUGUUGAACUCCGGUACCGGAGAUUCAUCAGGUAGUCAAUCACAGCAGAUAGGAGAUGGAGUGAGGGAAGAGAAACAUAGUAAUGGUGUUGUUGCACAUGGCAGUAGUAGUCAUAGUACGGAUAAGGAACAUACCCAAUCUUUACCUAUGAAUGUGUGAAAAUCAUAUAUUGCUACUAGCCAUAACUGACACAUUCUUGCUAAAGCUAUCUUGAAGUGGGGAAAGAUUUUGGUGUAAUGUAUCCUACCACUUCGGCAUUUUACUUUUUCACGUUUGUUGUACAUAAAGAGGGUUAGGGAAAAAAGAUAUGGGAAUUGGUGAAAAACCAACAUAUUCUGGUACUAUAAAUUGGAACAUCAUAGUGGUUUGUGUAGGGAAAUUAUGAAAUGCAGCUGGUUAAGGUUGUAGGUUGAAGCUAUCUAGUUUCUUUUGAGAGCUCACCGUGUUACCUGAUUUUAACAACAUUGAAAAAUGUAACUAGGUCUAAUUUCUUUUCAAAUUUUUCUUAUCCCGUAA